Molecule: messenger RNA, 1969 nt
Organism: Oryza brachyantha (malo sina)
Lineage: Eukaryota; Viridiplantae; Streptophyta; Magnoliopsida; Poales; Poaceae
Product: hydroquinone glucosyltransferase-like
Exons: 2
Coding region: 68-1555 (495 amino acids)
Molecular function (GO): UDP-glycosyltransferase activity
Source: RefSeq, a predicted model, not a curated record
UCCACUCCACACGGCCGAAAGAAAGGCUGAGCUAGCGCGCAGCACGGCUCUCCCUCGCCGACCGGGGAUGGGGGGUGACCGUGGAGCUCCGGGGACGGCGAGCGCGCGGGCGCGGGCGCGGCCUCGCGUGCUGCUCCUGUGCAGCCCGUGCAUGGGCCACCUCAUCCCGUUCGCCGAGCUCGCGCGCCGCCUCGUCGCCGACCACGGCCUCGCCGCGACUGUGCUCUUCGCCUCGGCGACUUGGCCCCCCUCGGAGCAGUACCUCGCCGUGGCGGCGUCCGUCCCUGCCGCCGAGGGCGUCGACCUCGUCGCGCUGCCGCCUGCGCCGACGCCUGCGGACGCGGCCCCGCCGCCCUCCGCCUCGCUGCGCGACCGCGCUUCCCGCGCCGUCGCCUCCAGCGUCCCGCGCGUCCGUGACAUCGCCCGGUCGCUCGCCGCGUCCGCGCCACUGGUCGCGCUCGUGACGGACAUGAUCGGCACCCCGGCGCGCGUCGUCGCCGACAAGCUCGGCGUGCCGUUCUACAUGUUCUUCACCUCGCCGUGGAUGCUGCUGUCCCUGUUCCUGCACCUCCCGGCGAUCGACGCGGCGCGCGGCCAAGGCGAGCACCGCGACGCCACGGCUCCGAUCCUCCUCCCCGGCUGCGUGCCGAUCCACGCGCACGACCUGCCCAGCUCGAUGCUCGCCGACCGGAGCAGCGAAACGUACGCCGGGCUCCUGGCCAUGGCCAUGGACGCCGCGACGGCCGACGGCAUCCUCGUCAACACGUUCCGCGAGCUGGAGCCGGCCGUCGGCGACACGGCCGACGGCGUGAAGCUGCCACCGGUCCACGCGGUCGGUCCGCUGGUCUGGACCAGACGGCCGGUCUCCGACGACCGGGAGCAUCGCUGCCUGAGCUGGCUGGACCAGCAGCCGCGUAGAUCAGUGGUCUACGUGUCAUUCGGGAGCGGUGGCACGCUUACGUGGCAGCAGACAGCUGAGCUGGCGCUCGGUUUGGAGCAGAGUCAGCAUAGGUUCAUCUGGGCCAUCAAGAGGCCAGACCAAGACACUCCAAGUGGGGCAUUCUUUGGAACAGCUCAUCAAGCCAAAGAAGACACUACAAUGGAAUUUUUGCCCAAUGGUUUCAUCGAGAGGACUAGAGGGGUGGGGCUUGUGGUGCAAUCGUGGGUACCACAAACCGCGAUUCUUGGGCACAUGUCCAUUGGCUGUUUUGUAACGCACUGCGGGUGGAACUCUACGCUAGAGAGCGUCUCGAACGAAGUACCGAUGAUCGCUUGGCCACUCUACGCGGAGCAAAAGAUGAACGCGGCAAUGAUGGAGGUUCAAACGAAGGUAGCCAUCCGGAUUAAUGUUGGGAGUAAAAGGUUUAUAACUAAGAAAGAGAUUGCACGUGCGAUAAAACGAGUGAUGGAAGAAGGGGAGGAGGCAGAAAGGUUGAGGCAGUGCAUUGGUGAACUCAAAGAUAAAUCAGUGCUUGCAUUGAGCAAAGAUGGCUGCUCAACGUCUGCACUUGCACAAGUCGUACAUUCGUGGAAGUGUACUGUUGGUAAAAAAUGAAGGGUUAAGGCUGGACACAUCGUGGUUAAUUGUUUCAUACCAAAUCUAGUGGCUGUAGUAGAAUGUACUUUGUGUCAUCAGGCAGGUAAAGUCUACAUUAUUAACAUUUGCAGGUGUUAUUUCAGAAUUAUGCACUCAGCAAUAUUGAAAACAAAAUUGGAUAUGCAGUAGAACGUACUUGGUUUCAUCAGGCAGUUAAAGUCUACAUUUGUUAACAUUUGCAUGAUCUGCUUUAGAAUCAAGAACUCCACACUGCUCAAAACUCACAAAACAUGGAGGAAACGUCAAAAAUGCAUGUAAAAAACACUAAGUACCCUGGUUUUAUGUUUUAUUUCGAUGUGGUACAUGCCUCAUGUAACCUCCAAAAUUUGUCUGUCGUUCUUUAUGAGUUAUGGCUACUUUCUGUUUCUUAAA